CCGCCCUUCAUCUAUCUCUUCAACGUCCACCACAACGAGCUCAAUGCAUCCAUUCGGAGGCACCCCAAUAUGUCCACGCUGCUCAAAGCCUGUAUAUGCUGCAGAGCAGAUUAUGGGACCAGGCCGAAGAGUAUGUAUGCGUUUAUUACCUUCUCUAUUCUCUUCUCACAUUAUGAUGGCGAACAGCUAUAUCACAAGCCUUGUCUCGCAUGUACCUCUUGCGGUAAACGUCUAGAUUCGUAUAGCCUCGUAGAACACAACCAGCAGCCGUUUUGCAAACAGUGUCAUGUCAAGAACUUUGGAACCCGCGACCUCCGACAUGCAAAUCUACCAGACAGAGAUGACGUCCUAGGCUUGAGCCCUCCCACUUCGCCAACCCGAUCUUCCACUCACCUUCCGAGUUUACCACCGAGAAUGUCGCCCUCACCCUCGACACCCGCUACUUCGUCUAGGUACAUUCCUUCGAGUGCACCUCCUGUACGCCGAACGGCUACUGGGCAAAGCACUGGUGCAAGUACGCAAGGCUUCAAUAUGAAUGGUACUACGUCUCCGAGGCUACAAUCUACACGGACUUUCAGCCCUCCCCCACCUCAACGUGGUUUCUCCCCUAGUAAAGACUUAGCUUCCAAUCCGACCCACACCGACGGCAGGGGACUCGUACGCGCUCCUUCGCCUUGGGAAGACGAACCUUCUUCCUCUGCUUCAGUAUCUGCUUCUACGCCCACCUGUACACCUACUCCUUCUACUAAACCUGCGAAUGGAAUCCCUAGGACGAUUCCACUGAGCUCCGUCAUCUCACCUCCAUCAUCUCCUACCAAGUCUGCCUUCCCCCCAAGAGUGAGCAGUCCCUUUAAAGAAACUCCUCGCGUAUCGAUGGACUCGAAUAGACCCAUAUCCCCUUCUUCGCAUUCUCAUCCGCCUGGCUCUUUCACGCCGUCUUCUUCAGCCUCCACAACAUCACACACACCCUCAACGCCGAUCCGGACAAUCACAGUCCCUCUCAUUCCUACUUCUACAGGUAUUCGGUAUGGUGCUGCUUUAGGCGGUGGUAGUGCAUACGGAAGCCGGUCGGGAGGGUUGGCAAGUCCGACUGGAGGCAAGUUUGGAGGCAGUGGGGGAUUUGGUGGGACCCCGACUUGUGCCAAAUGCGGAAAGAUGGUUUAUUUCGCUGAGCAGCGAGUGUCCUCGGUUUGCUGGUGCUAUCGAGUGUGGACCUUGUUUGAUGAAGGGUGUUGUGCGAUGACUGUCUGAAGGACAUGCAAUCCGGAGGGUUCUUUCAGAAUCAAUGCGAUUUCACCUUGGGCAUUUGCGUCUUUUAAGUCCUGGCCUCUACAGUGUUUACCCCACUAAAGUGACUCAUAUUCUCGCUCUCAUGAUGCCUCACUUACUCUUGACUUAAAUUCGGCAUAUAUGUCCCCUCUGCAUUCUCAUUGUCCACUAUCCCUAUCUAUUCAUUUUACUUACAUCUUUACGUGCCUCCGCUACGUAGAUCAAGGCUCUUAACAAGACCUAUCACCAACACUGUCUUCGAUGUACAGAAUGUAACACCUCAUUGGAUUCCACUCGGUUGACGGAGAAGGACGGAGAACCAUUUUGCGGAAGGUGUUAUGGGAAGCUUUACGGUCCCCAGGGUUCUGGAUACGCUCUAUUAGGCAAGCCCGGAGGUUAGACAACUGUAUCAUCGUCUAUCUUUUCCCCCAAAUCCAUGUGUUCUUUGAUAUCGUCAAAUUUUCGACUGUGUUGUUGGGUUAGGUUUGUAGGUGAGAGGGAAGGUGUGAGGAAUGGAAGGACGAAGGGAAAAUGGACAGUGGUAAUGUAUCUAUACACGAAUGUAGAGAAUGCCUUGUAUGCUUGGUGGGUGUAUACUUGUAAUGCUUACGUUAAAUCGGACUGUUUCUUGUUUAGCACACCUACUUUAUCCAUAUGAUUAUGCUUUGCAAUGUUC
This is a messenger RNA of Somion occarium, 1945 nucleotides long. The record is from the annotation of a GenBank genome assembly. Lineage: Eukaryota; Fungi; Basidiomycota; Agaricomycetes; Polyporales; Cerrenaceae.